This is a messenger RNA of Chenopodium quinoa (quinoa), 2372 nucleotides long. RefSeq names its product adhesive plaque matrix protein-like. The record is from RefSeq and is a predicted model, not a curated record. The transcript has 2 exons. NCBI's taxonomy places the organism in Eukaryota, Viridiplantae, Streptophyta, Magnoliopsida, Caryophyllales, Amaranthaceae. Bases 25 to 2073 code for a protein of 682 amino acids.
UCUUAGGAAACCAUCAAUUGUAAAAUGGAUCUCUUGCGCAUUCUUUCCUUGGCCACUUUGCUUAUUUUGUCAUCGUUUGUUGUAGCAUAUGCUAGCGAGGAUACACCAACUUCUUCGGAGUAUGAGACUCCAUCAUACACUCCAACUCCUGUAAACGAGUCCCUAUCAUACACCCAAACCCCGGAAUAUAGUCCAUCUCCAACGUAUGAAACCCCAUCAUACACCCAAACCCCGGAAUAUAGUCCAUCUCCAACGUAUGAAACCCCAUCAUACACCCAAACCCCAGAAUAUAGUCCAUCUCCAACAUAUGAAUCCCCAUCAUACACCUCUACCCCAGUGAACAGCCCAUCUCCUACAUAUGAGACUCCAUCUUACAGCCCAUCUCCUGUCUAUGAAACUCCAGCAUACACUCCAUCUCCAUCUUACAGCCCCUCUCCCGCGUAUGAAACUCCUUCAUACACUCCAUCUCCAUCUUACAGCCCAUCUCCCGCGUAUGAAACUCCUUCAUACACUCCAUCUCCAUCUUACAGCCCAUCUCCCGCAUAUGAAACUCCUUCAUACACUCCAUCUCCAUCUUACAGCCCAUCUCCCGUGUAUGAGACUCCAUCAUACACCCCAACCCCAUCAUACGGCCCGUCUCCUAAAUAUGAAACCCCAGCAUACACUCCAACCCCUUCCUACAGCCCAUCACCUAUGUAUGAGACACCGUCAUACACCACAACCCCGGUCUACAGUCCAUCACCUAAGGAUGAGACACCAUCAUACACGUCAACCCCAACCUACAGCCCAGCUCCUAAAUAUGAAACACCGGUAUAUAACCCAACUCCAUCUUACAGCCCAUCCCCUAAGUAUGAGACCCCAUCAUACACUAACUCCCCAGUCUACAACCCAUCACCUAAGUAUGAGACACCGUCAUACACCAACUCCCCAGUCUACAACCCAUCACCUAAGUAUGAGACACCGUCAUACACCAACUCCCCAGUCUACAGCCCAUCUCCUAAAUACGAAGACUCAUCAUACACCCCAACCCCAGUUUACAACUCUUCACCUAAGUAUGAUACUCCAACAUACAGCAAUGAAACCCCAGCUUAUAGCCCAUCUGCUAAGUGUGAAACACCAUCAUACACUCCAGCCCCGGCUUACACAUAUUCAUCUGAGUAUGAAACUCCAUCAUACACCCAAACUCCGGAGUACAAGCCAUCUCCAGAAUAUGAAACCGUAAACACCCCAGCCCCAUCUUACAUGCCUUCUCCAAAGAAUGAUGUCCCUUCAUACUCUCAAUCCCCAGAUUACAACCCUUCUUCUACAUACAAAACCCCAUCAACCUCCUCUCCUACAUAUGACAACAAAAACUAUUACACUCAAGAAAAGGACCUACCUACCCUUUAUGGUGUGCAAGGUGUCAUCUACUGUAGUUCAUGUUAUGAAUUCACACCAAUUGAAGGAGCUGUAGCCAAAAUUUCUUGUAAAGCAAAGCAUGGAUACAAAGAAGCUAAAUUCUCCAUGUUAACCCCUAAAACAGACAAAAAUGGCUACUUCUUAGCUACAUUUACUCCUGAACAACUUGGUGACCAUUUGAAGCCAACAGAUUGCAAAGUUUCCCUUAAAAGCUCUUCAUCAAAGACUUGUAACGUUGCUACGAACGUGCACCUAGGAAGAUCAGGAGCUCCCCUCAUCUAUACAGAGCAUCUUGCAGGGUACCAAAAUGCAUACAACUUGGAUUUGUAUUCUGUUCCCAUUUUUGCUUACACUUCUAAGACAAAAUGUGAAAAUUAUCCAGCUUACCACAAAAAAUCAGGUUACAAGGCUCCUACAUACACCCCAUCAACCUACACUCCUAAAUCGAGUUACAAGGCUCCUACAUACACCCCAUCAACCUACACCCCUAAAUCGAGCUAUGAGGCUCCGGCUUACACCCCAUCAGCCUACGCUCCAAAAUCAAGCUACGAGGCUCCUACAUACAAGCCAUCAAGCUACAAGGCUACAUCAUACACUCCAUCAACCUACACUCCUGAAGCAAGUGACAAGGACCACUCAUCAUGCCCCCCACCAGCCUAUACUCCAAGCUAUUAAACUCCAUCACAUACUACUCCAUAGUCGAGUUAAGAAACUCCGGUGGUUAUACUCCAAACCCACUGGACGAAGCCCCUACCUACACCAAUUAUGGAUAUUAAGAAAGAAAAUAUUAUGAUUUCAUUCAUUUUCCACUAUAUACUAUAUCUAUAUCCUUAAUUUAUACCUAACUUAAUAUCAAGUUAUAGAUGGCCGUUACUACUGUGCUAUUUGUAUUACAGAGAAUUAUAAUAAUACUAAUUGUCUAAGUCUUUAUAUUAGCAUUUAACUUUGUGUUCCAUAAAACAUGCUUCUAAACU